UCCGCUUCCGGUAGCCUCCUCUUUCUCUCUCUCUGUGUCUCUCAGAGUCGGGGCUGUUGUGCUGCUGAGGCGCCCAGAGUGGUUCUGUGUCGCCGGGCGACGUGACGCGUGCCGCCGCUCCUUCGGCUGCUGCCAUGGGAGGAGAAGGAGAAGGAGGGAGGCCAUUGUGACCUUGCCUUCCCUGCCUGCCUCCCUCCCUGCCUCCCUGGCCGGCCCCCUCCUCCUUGAGUCGGGAUGGAGGAGGAGAGCAUGGAGGAGGAGGGGGGCGGCGGCGGAGGAGGAGGAGGAGGCAGCGUUAGCAGCAGCGGCAGCAGUAGCUGCUGCUAUGAGGCCGCUAUGGACGACCAGAACCACAACAACUGGGAGGCGGCGGCGGGAGGAAGGGGCUCCUUGCCGGCCCAGGAGGAGGAGGGAGGAGCAGGAGAAGAAGAGCUCGAGAUCCACAUGAUGUCCGAGGCUGCCAAGGCUGGGCAGGGAAAGGUCUGCCCCGAGGCCUCGCUGGGCAAAGGAGGAGGAGCAGCAGGAGCUGGACCUGCCGCCUCCAGCAUCAACCUCAACCUCAACCCUUCCGCCUCCAAGUUCUUAAUGAACGUUAUAACGAUAGAAGACUAUAAGAGCACAUAUUGGCCAAAGUUGGAUAGUGCCAUCGAUCAGCUUUUAACUCAAAGUCCUGGUGACUACAUCCCCAUCUCCUAUGAACAAAUAUACAGUUGUGUGUACAAAUGUGUGUGCCAGCAGCAUUCGGAACAGAUGUAUAGUGACCUAAUAAAGAAGAUAACUAACCACUUAGAGAGAGUCUCAGAGGAGCUGCAGGCCAGCCCUCCAGAUCUCUACAUUGAAAGGUUUAACAUAGCACUUGGACAGUAUAUGGGAGCAUUACAGAGCAUUGUGCCUCUUUUCAUAUAUAUGAAUAAGUUUUACAUAGAAACAAAGCUUAACCGGGACUUAAGAAAUGACCUUAUAAAACUGUUUACUGAACAUGUUGCAGAAAAGCACAUUUACAGCCUGAUGCCUUUACUUCUAGAAGCCCAAUCCACACCUUUCUGGAUAAACCCUUCCACUAUGGCAAAUAUUGUCAAAGGAUUGUAUAUGCUUAGGCCAGAAUGGGUUCAGAUGGCACCAGCUUUAUUUUCUAAAUUUAUCCCAAACAUCCUCCCUCCUGCUGUAGAAUCUGAGCUUGAAGAGUAUGCUGCUCAAGACCAGAAACUUCAACAAGAGCUUAUUCAGGAAGGAUUUUCCAGGGGUGACCAGUCACGUAAAAGAGCUGGAGAAGAACUGACCUACAAUGGCUCAACAUCAUGUGCAAGCUCAAGAGGAUGCAGAUAGUGACUGUAUUUGAAGUAUUAUAUUCUCAAUAGGAUUGGACACUGCAACAGCAUUGAAUGGGAGAGUAUCCUAAGGCUCAUUUGAGCACUGCUGAUACUCAGGUUCUUUGGUUCAAACUAUACCUGGAAGAGGAAUUUGGACUUAUUUCUUACUAUGUAAUAAAAUGUCUGUUUGCUGCUAUUGUGGGGCUAACUUGGAAUGAUGCAGCUGGUCUUGAAAGGUUCUUCUUUGGCAAUCCUGUGAGGAAUAUACCAUUUUGUUCUGUUUCUUUUAAAAAAGAAAGAGAUUAUUGUUUACUAGCACUUGGUAGAUAAAAAGAGCAACUUCCUCUGAAAGAAACAUUUGCACUUUUUUAAAAAAAUGUGUGGACAUUGCUGAGUGCCCAUUUAGUGUGGUCCAGAAAUUUUUCUCAGUAAGCAUUGUCCACCUAACAGUAUUUAUUCCACAAACGUUUGCCAGUAAGAGUCAGUCUUAUGCCGCUGAUCCUUUAUAUGAAUGAGGUCAUAUAUUGUUCAUCUGUUCAUCUUCCUCUCCUUUCCAGAUGACAAAAUGUCUCUACCCCUUCAGUUUGGUCAAACAGUGCAACAAAGUUACAAGAUUCUCUUGCAUC
Sceloporus undulatus (fence lizard) is the source of this 1936-nucleotide messenger RNA. It is a transcript of the gene CACUL1, whose product is annotated as CDK2 associated cullin domain 1. NCBI's taxonomy places the organism in Eukaryota, Metazoa, Chordata, Lepidosauria, Squamata, Phrynosomatidae. The record is from RefSeq and is a predicted model, not a curated record. Bases 235 to 1326 code for a protein of 363 amino acids. Gene Ontology annotation, biological process: ubiquitin-dependent protein catabolic process. Gene Ontology annotation, molecular function: ubiquitin protein ligase binding. The transcript has 9 exons.